AUGGCGCUCCCGCUUCCCAAGUACGUUGCAUUCAGGGACCGUGAUCUUAAGAAGUACCUUCAAUACCUUGAUCAUGGUCCAGUUUCGGGCUCCCUACAAUACUCUUCUGAUAACAUGGUGAGCGUGUAUACAAAGUUCGAGUUGGAGCCAGCCAAGAGCGGCGAGAUCAAUUAUGUGAACAUAAGAUGCUGCUACAACAAUAAGUACUUGGCCUCCUCCAAUGAUGACAAAUAUUUGGUGACUCCCUUCGUUGACAAGCCUAAAGAAGAUGUUAAGUCAUGGCCAUGCACAUUAUUUAAGGUCGGCAACUAUAUUUCUAGUGAAGGAUAUUACACAUUGUUCGAUGUCUGGCGACAAAGAUUGGUUUGUCCAUGUAUAAACAGCAACAAUUAUGAUGCUUGCCUCACAACUAGAUAUGGCAGCAAUGAGGGGAAUGUCCAAAAAAUCCACCAAUUUAUUGACUUUGAAGCCUUGCUCGUGCUCCCCAAACGAGUGGCGUUUAAGGGCGACAAUGGAUUGUAUCUCGCUGAGUAUUAUUACAAUGAUUGGGAAUAUAUGCAGUUCAAUUGUGAUGACAUUGGAAGCUCGUAUGUGAGCCACCAAGUGUUCACCAUGGCUGAUGGGAGCAUUCGAAUCAAGUGUGAAAAAUCGGGCAUGUUUUGGAGGCGUGACCCAAACUGGAUCUUGGCGGACUCAUCUGACACGACGGCUAACGACGUAAACACCUUGUUCUGGCCAGUCAAGGUUUCUAAAAACACCGUGGCGCUUCGCAGCCUUGCCAAUAACAACUUCUGUAAGAGACUCACUGCUGAUGAUAAGGAGGAUUGCCUCAAUGCUGCUGCCGAAACUAUUACUAAGGAAGCAACACUAGAGGUUGUCGAGCCUGUUAUUUCAAGGGAGAUCUACAAUGUGCAGUAUCGAACUAUGAAUGCAAGGAUCUACGACGAAAAGGUCGUGUCGAUGGCGACUGGCGACGCUACCAACGGCGGCACGGAACCGACAAGUAUGGAGAUAGAUUUGAACUACAAAAAGGAAAAGACUAAAAGUUGGAAUUCCUCACUCACCAUGAGUUUGGGUAUAACGACCUCCGUCAAAGCUGGCGUUCCUGGCAUUGGAGAAGCUGGAAUUGAAACAACAUUGAGUUUCAGUGGGACUUACGAGUGGGGAGAAACGCUUAGCACUUCCGAAGAAGUCGGGACAACGUACACUGUUAAUGUACCAGCACAGACGAGGAUGAAAGUGACUCUUCUUGCAACUAUGGGCACAUGUGAUGUUCCAUUUUCAUACACACAACGAGACGUUCUUAGGUCAGGGGAACAAGUUAUUACAAAUUGUGAUGAUGGUGUUUAUAUUGGAGCCAAUUGCUACAACUUUAAAUAUGAAAACAAGCCUCUGCCUCUCUCAUCACCAUGA
Benincasa hispida (wax gourd) is the source of this 1413-nucleotide messenger RNA. RefSeq lists its product as uncharacterized. Lineage: Eukaryota; Viridiplantae; Streptophyta; Magnoliopsida; Cucurbitales; Cucurbitaceae. The record is from RefSeq and is a predicted model, not a curated record.